This is a messenger RNA of Abrus precatorius (Indian licorice), 1020 nucleotides long. RefSeq names its product UPF0496 protein At1g20180-like. Bases 1 to 1020 code for a protein of 339 amino acids. The record is from RefSeq and is a predicted model, not a curated record. NCBI's taxonomy places the organism in Eukaryota, Viridiplantae, Streptophyta, Magnoliopsida, Fabales, Fabaceae. The transcript has 2 exons.
AUGUUGGCAAAAUUAAGAGCUGGGAAAACCAGCCAAGAUGUAAAGGAACAUCGAGAUUCACCAAAAAGCAUCAACUUCCAUGAGGAGUACCACAGGGCAUUAAGGACAAAAUCCUAUGUUGAUUUCUUCAAUAAAGUUCAAUUACUUGCAAACCAGCCUUCCAUUAAUUACAAUCACAACAAAUUAUCAAAAACCCUCCUUGAACCUUGCCAAGAAACUAUACCUUUCAUUGUUGACUCAACAACCCUUUCAAAGACACCAGAACUCAAAAACCUUAUGCUCAGUUACUUUGACAUUAGUGCUGAGGCCUCACAGAUUUGCAGCCAACUUCUCAAAAGCAUCAACCAAGUCCACUCUAAUUAUCAGUUCAUUCAAGGAGCACUAAACAUUAAGGAUGGUGACUCUUUGGAAAAUUUUGAACUAAUCAUCUUUGAGCUAAACUCAUUCAUCCACAGAAAUAACCCAUUUUUAAACCUUCAAAACCAUGACUUCAAACUCGUCAAUGAUAAGCACUCAUCAUUAUUGCACCAUCUAAAGUCAACGAGAAAAAAGGUGGGAAGGAAAAUUCAGCUGAUUAAGUAUUUGAAGAAGGCGUCUAAGAUUUGUGUCACAGCAGCUUGUGGCAUAAUACCAAUCAUAUCCAUGAUUAUAGCAACACACACACUGACAGCACUAAUCAUGGGGCCAGCAAUUCUCACUAUCCCAUUUAAGCAUCUUAAGAGGAAGCUUCAAAGCUAUAAUUUUCCAGGAAGUGGGUCUCUUAGUAAAGUUUAUGAUCAAGUUGACAUAGCAGCCAAGGGAACUUAUAUAUUAAAUAGAGACUUUGACACAAUAAGUAGACUUGUAGCUCGGCUUCAUGAUGAAAUUGAACAUGACAGGGCAAUGGUGCAAUUCUGUUUGGACAGGAAAGAAGAGAGAUUCUCUUUGCAGAUUGUGAAGGAGCUCAAGAAAGUGAUGUUGGGUUCAGGACACAAGUGGAAGAACUUGAAGAACGUGUGUACUUGUGCCUUGUUACAAUAA